AUGGGUCAUCUUCGGGACCCUCGGCGGCGGCGGCUGGCGGAGGCGGAGGCGGCGUUGCCGUGGGCGGUUCAGCACGGCUCGGCGCUCACCGGGGACAACCUGAUAACGCCAACAACCACUAUAACCACCUACCGCAGCAGCCGCUACCACCCGGGCGCGGCGCUGAUGCGGCUGCGGCCGCUGCGGCAGGCGCCUUUGCCGGUGCCGGCGGCGCUGACGCUGACGGCACGGAGGACCCGACAGCGGCGGCAGCGGCCCAACCAUAGUCGCGGUGCAAGGGAGCAAGAACGGGAAAGGACGCAGAUGCCGCAGCAUCCUCCGCAGGACUCUCCGGCCCUGGGUGGCUCACGAGCCGAUCUGGGAGCCGAACAUGUGGCGGCUGCGGCGAUGGCGGCAGGGUUUCCCGCAGACGGGAUGCCGUACAGCGGCGGCUGCGGCAAUUCGACGACGAUUGCGGCAGGGGGCCAGCCAUCUCGCAUGGGGGGCGGAGAAGGCUCGGCGCUCAACCGCCAGAUGUCGUACAGCUCCAGGGAUCCUCCGUUUAAUGGCGGCGUUGGCGGGGGAGGUGGCGGCGGCGGCGCAGGGGCCGUCGACGCGAUGCAGGUGGAUUCGUCGUCUUCGCCGCCGACAGCUCCCUUGCGAACGGUAUCGGGAAUGGCGGAGGCGGCGGUGACGGCGGCAGCUGCCGCCGCAGCAGCAGCAGCCGGCGCCGCCAAUGCCGCUGCGCCCGCCGGCGACGAGCGCAUCCAUGCCUCCCUAGCCGCCAUAGAACGGAAGCUAUUGCUGCAGGAGGAGCGACUGGUGUACGAACUUAAGCAAGUACGACUAAUGCAGAAGCUGCUACACGUACAGCAAAUGAAGCAGAUGGUCCGGGAGGCCAUGCGCGGCAAGGACCGCGAUGCGGCGGCGGCUCUAGCCGCGGCGGUGGCGGGGCUAGGAACGGAAGCGUUGCUGGGAACUGCGGGGUCGCCGUUCCCAUCGGCGGUGGCGGCGGCGGUAGCUCCGGUAGCCGCGACGGCCGGUCCUGACGGCGUGGAUGGGGCCUUGGCGCGGCUGUCAUCUUUGCCGUCUCAUGUUCUAGUAGCCGCCGCCAGGGCGGCCGCAGCCGCCGCGCCUGGUGGUGGGGGCAGCGGCACGCUCGUCCGUGAGCUUUCGGGAACGGAUGUGCUCCGUACCGGCAGCGGCGCCGCUGCCGCGGCAGCAGCUCACCACGGCGUCCCCUCCGCUGCCGCCGCCGCCACUGCUGGGACCGCAUCCGACCACCCCCACCCGCCUCAUUUCCCCCCCCAGCAACACCCCGCUCACCACCACCCGCUGGCUCGGCACUCUUCACUCCCUUCCCAUCAGCGGAGGGGCGUCCACCCCGCGGAGGUGCACGGCGCAGUCGCCGCUGCCGCCGCCGCCGUACAGGACGGCACCGCCGCUACGUCGGAUGAGGCUUGGAGCUCGCUCAGCGCCGACGGCGGCGGACGCCUGAUGGCAUACAUUGCUGCGUUAUCUAGCAACAAGGGCGCGGCGCCAGCGGGCGGGCUAGCGGCGACUCCAUGUCGGGAUGCGGGCUCGCUGGGAGUUUCAGACCUGGGCGGGAUGCUUGGCGGCGGCGGCAGCCAGGCUUCACGGCAGCGUGCUCACGCCGGCGGUGGCGGCGGUAGUGACGGAGCCGGUGCAGCGGCGCUACGGAAUGGUCCACCGCCACUGCCGCAUGGAUCCCGUGCCGCCGCCGGCACAGUGCCGUACAACGGCGGCGUUGGUAUUGAUGUGACAGGACAGCGUGUGGUGGUUUACGGAACCAUUCUGGAGUCUGAAUGUGCCGAAUUAGAUUUCGUCGGAAGCGGUCAGAAGAUCAAAAUCUGGAACCGCUGA
Messenger RNA from Volvox carteri f. nagariensis, 1863 nucleotides. RefSeq lists its product as uncharacterized. The coding region runs from base 1 to 1863 and encodes 620 amino acids. Lineage: Eukaryota; Viridiplantae; Chlorophyta; Chlorophyceae; Chlamydomonadales; Volvocaceae. The transcript is spliced from 5 exons. The record is from RefSeq and is a predicted model, not a curated record.